Messenger RNA from Dentiscutata heterogama, 124 nucleotides. The record is from the annotation of a GenBank genome assembly. Lineage: Eukaryota; Fungi; Glomeromycota; Glomeromycetes; Diversisporales; Gigasporaceae.
AUGGCAGAAAACAAAUCUGAAACUCUUCGUAUUCUUCCUAUUAAUGUUGAUCCAAAACUCUGCGAAGAUAAAAACAAAAAAUACUACUAUUUUUACUUAUCUACUCAACCUGCACUUAAAACAU